This is a messenger RNA of Struthio camelus australis, 3333 nucleotides long. Lineage: Eukaryota; Metazoa; Chordata; Aves; Struthioniformes; Struthionidae. The record is from RefSeq and is a predicted model, not a curated record.
AUGGGCUUGAAGAACAGCCUUGAAAAACGGCUGGAUUCCCAGCGGAAAUUUGCAGGUCUCUCGGAUGUGUCAAUAUCUGAAGAUAUUCCAGUGGAAGGGGAAAUUACUGUUCCUGUUGGAUCUCACUCUCCUGAUGAAGACUACUCCACACUGGAUGAACCUGUUAGAGAUACUAUUAUGAGAGAUCUAAAGGCGGUCGGGAAGAAAUUUGUGCAUGUCAUGUAUCCGAAAAAGAGCAGUGCGCUCCUCAGAGACUGGGAUCUUUGGGGCCCCUUGGUGCUUUGUGUCUCGCUUGCGCUGAUGCUUCAGGGUGGAUCAGCAGAUAGCAAAGAAGAUGGAGGGCCCCAAUUUGCUGAGGUCUUUGUCAUCAUCUGGUUUGGUGCAGUUGUUAUCACACUAAACUCAAAGCUACUUGGAGGAACUAUAUCUUUUUUUCAGAGCCUGUGCGUUCUGGGUUACUGUGUCAUGCCCCUGACAGUAGCGAUGCUGGUGUGUAGGCUGGUACUGCUAGCAGGUUCUGGGACUGUCAGCUUCAUUGUACGUCUUAUUGUAGUAAUAGCUAUGUUUGGCUGGUCAACAUUAGCAUCUACGGCUUUCCUGGCAGACAGUCAGCCUCCAAACCGCAAAGCUCUUGUUGUUUACCCCAUCUUCCUCUUCUACUUUGUUAUUAGCUGGAUGAUCCUCACCUUUACACCUCAGUGACACCAGAUCAAAAGAGACUCUGUAAUACAGACUGAAGGUUUUCAUGAAAGCUGCAGUUAAUCAUGGCUUUAUCUCUUUCUAAUUUAUAUAUAUGUAUAGGUAGAUACUGUAAAAAGACAGGUUAUGGGAUAAAGCCUGAGAACUGCAAAACUGGUCAUUUCUUUGUCCCCUUUCUUGAAAGAUACAGAAAUCCAGCUACUGACUUUUUGUUUAGCCCUGUUCUUUAGUUAAGUUUUAAAUAAAAAAUACCCACUGUGACAGGGACUGUUCUGCCAGAAGAAUAGAAGGGGUAUACCUUGGAACUUCUUGAAGUUUGAUAGAUGAAGAUGAAGUUAUAGGAUCACAUGACUUAGCAGAAUUCUUGCUUAUGCUUGGAUUCUCACUGACGAUGAAUAUGCCUUAUGAAGUAAUAGAACUUAAUUGCUAUUAUGUGUUGGGUAGACAAGAUGUGUUUGACUCCUGUUCUUUUUUUCUUCAUUCAUGUACAGAAUGGUGGGAUAUAGUAAGUGCAUUAUAGGACCAUAAGCUUUCACUUUGAAUUUUAGUUAAAAAAAAAAAAAAAUGUUGGGUCCAUUUUGCACUGAACUGGAGCUGGGCAGAAGGGAACUGCCUUCGCUUAUAUUAAUGUAUUGUAUAUUUAUGUUUCAGCCACUUCACAUGUCAAGAAAGAGGGUUUUAACCAAAUGCCUUGAAUGCUGUAGUUACACUGACCGAUCCAUGUAUCGUGUGAGAAGGGAAUGUGUUUACGCUGGGUAGUUACAAAUUUUUUUCUUGUGACCCUAGAUUAAAGAGUCAAAGUCCUGGAGGAACACUCAGGACUGUUUUGCAACAGGGAUGUAAGCUAUCGUUCUGCAUAUCUACAACGGGAAAUUGAGCACCUGGAGAGUACAGAGUAAUGAAUAUGCACAAAGUUUCCUGUGAAGUGAGUUUAGGUUUUGAUACAUGAGAUGUUUGGAUGCUAACGUACUAAACAAGGACUUAAGUCCAGAAGUUUUAAAAAUGGGUUUGAGGACAGAAAUAAAUUGGUGAAGGUGGUGGCUGCUGUGAAGUAGGAUAUAAAUUCUAAUCUUAACUACUUAUAUGUGACUUUCAUUUGGUUGUUUACAUGGACAAUGUUUCAACAUAAAUCAUACAAGUUUGCAAAUUUUUCUUCUUGCUUCUAAAGAAAAAUAAGAAACUUUUCUAUAAACUUUUUGUCCAGUACUUUUUGUAAAAGGAGAGGAGGCUUUUUUCUGCGAUACUGAAGGUACACUUAGGUACCCUGCCUGGAAAACCAUAUACAGGUAUACAAGUGUGACAUUUAUGUUCAAACCUAGAAAUUGAGACCUGGAGGAUUGUUCUUUGAAAAUUGUAUAGAAAGUAUUUGUCACUUAUUAUUUUCAGUAAGCACUACAAGGGAAGAGCUUUGGAACAUAUGGGGGUGAAAAAGCUACUGUUAAAAUGUCACUUUUCCUGAAAAUGAGCAUGUUUCCUUUCUUGUAGUAAUGCAAAUAGACCUGAAAUUGAUUAUGUGGAUCCUGUUGAGAUGUAAAUAUACCUGAUUUAUAUUUAAAUGUGAAAGUGGAAUUUCUGCUGUAAACACUACAAAUACUUUAGUUGGGAUGGAUAUUCCUAAAUGUGUGAAUUUUAGAGUGCAUUUUUGCAUUUCUGGGAGUGAGGAGAAAAGGGAAAGGAAAAAUCAGUUGUUCUCUGCAGGGACCAUUGUUUGAUGCAGAACAGUUGUCAUCCGCGAGUAUGUGAAGCUGAAAGCUGUUUUUUCCGCUUUCCUUACGUCUUAGUAUGUGUCUGUUCCUCGUUGCUGCAAGAGGAGCUGUAGCCUUUCGUAUACUUAGAUAUAAAAUGGACGUGGAGAAUUUUUGAACUUACAUAAAUUAUUACUGAUACAGAAUGUGAAUUUUCUUCAAGUGUGCAAUUGUCUGUUCAUUUAAACAUUCAUUUAGCUUUAUGAAACUGAAAAGAAAUAGUCAAGGGAAGAAGAAGGAUGGUAAGACUAUUGACUGCUACAGUUGGAUUCUUUGAGUGGAAUUCUUCUUUCCUGCUACAGUGCAAGGAUUGAACCCUGCUUCUGUAGGCACCUUGGAAUUCCAUCUCUGUAGCAGGUAGCAUCUAGUUUGUCUCGUGACUUAAGCUGAUGUUAUGUCUGAAAGAUGUAAUUGGAGUAACACUUAAUUGAUCCAGCCUCAUUUUGAAAGAGGAAUUAACAAAAAUAAUCCAAGCUUUUUCCUUGCUUGUUUUUUGACUCCAAGCCUCAUGAUAGCUUUUUCUGAAACAUACUGCUCUUGGCUUAUUGGAAGAGGGAGGGGGAAAUUAUUUUUAUAUUUACAAGAUUUACUUUUAAACUUGCCAUUGAAGUUUUUAGUUGAGAGGUGUUUUUAAUGUGAAAGAGUAGGUAGAAAUAUACCGGUUGUAUCGUGAAGGGUUUUUUUUUUCUUUUUUUUUUCCCCCCCCACUCAAGGCAAUCCUUUGGUUUGGAAACCAUUCCUUUGUAAAGCAGUAAAAUCGUCAAAUAGAUUAAUAUUUCUAGAGACAUAACUUACUGUAAAGUUUUAGCUGGCAGGAUGCAAAUAGGGUAGUAGAUUUUUCUGAGACUUCAUGCCUCCAGAAGAAUAAAGUUAAGUGUCUUGUUUCGGU